This is a messenger RNA of Morchella sextelata, 2430 nucleotides long. RefSeq lists its product as uncharacterized. The coding region runs from base 1 to 2430 and encodes 809 amino acids. The transcript is spliced from 5 exons. Gene Ontology annotation, molecular function: GTP binding; GTPase activity. The record is from RefSeq and is a predicted model, not a curated record. Lineage: Eukaryota; Fungi; Ascomycota; Pezizomycetes; Pezizales; Morchellaceae. Gene Ontology annotation, biological process: ribosome disassembly; mitochondrial translation. Gene Ontology annotation, cellular component: mitochondrion.
AUGCUUCUCCUCCGCCGCCCGCCCGUAUGGCGAUGCCGCGCGCCCACGACCCGCGCCUUGGGGCUCACGGCGCUCCCACUACAGAAGGUGCCAAUGGGAUGCAGGUGCUAUUCGGCCAGCACGACAAACGAGCAGGCGGUGGUGCCGCUGGCGCAUACGAGGAAUAUUGGCAUUAUUGCGCAUAUUGAUGCUGGGAAAACUACGACGACGGAGAGAAUGUUGUAUUACAGCGGGUUUACGAGGAGGAUUGGAGAAGUCGACGAAGGCUCCACCGUAAUGGACUACCUCCCCGCCGAGCGCACCCGCGGCAUCACCAUCACCUCCGCCGCCAUCACCUUCACCUGGACGCCCUCGUCCUCCCCCACCCCCGCCACCCCCUCCCCGCACACCAUAAACCUCAUCGACACCCCCGGCCACGCCGACUUCACCUUCGAGGUCGAGCGCUCCAUCCGCGUGCUCGACGGCGCAGUCACAAUCCUCGACGGCGUCGCCGGCGUCGAGGCCCAGACCGAGAAGGUCUGGCGCCAGGCCCACGCCUACUCUAUCCCGCGCAUCAUCUUCGUUAACAAGCUCGACCGCGUCGGCGCGCGCUUCGGACCCACCGUCAAGGAGGUCGCGGCGAAGCUGAAUGGCUGGCCCGCGGUGUGCCAGCUGCCCGUGUAUGACCCUGACACGAAGGGGGGGGAGGACGUGUUCCGGGGGGUGGUGGACGUGGUGGAGAAGCGGGUGUUCCUGUGGGACGGGGGAGAUGGCCAGAAGAUUGAGCUGCGGGAUUACGAGUGGCUUGAGGGGCAGCGGCCGGAGCUGUAUGAGGAGGCGAAGGCGGCGAGGGUGGCGCUGGUGGAGCUCCUGGCGGAGCAUGAUGAGGAGCUUUCGACGCUGAAGGGUGACGGCAAGAUCAUCCCCGUCUUUGCCGGCGCCAGCUUCCGCAACAUUGGUGUGCAGCCGCUUCUGGACGCUGUGGUAGACCUGCUGCCGUCGCCCCUGGACCGCCCGCCAGUGGCCGUGUCGUAUAACCAAGGGAAGCACCGGGGCACACUGGACGUCACCGAUCAGAGUAAGGUGUGCGCGCUGGCCUUCAAGGUCGUCAACGACCCGAAGCGCGGGGCAAUGGUGUUUGUGCGGGUGUACUCGGGCACGCUGACCCGCGCGCACAACCUCUUCAACACGAACCUGGGCGUCAAGGAGCGCGCCACCCGGCUGGUCCGCAUGUAUGCCGACGAGGCGGUCGACAUCGCCGCCAUCCCGACGGGCCACAUCGGCGUCAUCAUUGGCCUCAAGCACGCGCGCACCGGCGACACCCUCGUCUCCGAAACCACAGGCCCGGGCACACACAAGUCCAAGCAAAAGAACAGCAAGGCCCCGCAGCUCGCCACCGACACGCUGCAGCUGCGGCCCAUCGCCGUCCCACCACCUGUCUUCUUCGCAGCCAUAGAGCCAAACUCGCUCAGCGACCAGAAACACCUCGAUGAAGCGCUCGCAAUGCUGCUGCGUGAGGACCCCAGUCUGCAUAUCAGCAUCGACGCCGACUCCGGCCAGACGCUCAUCAGCGGCAUGGGCGAGCUGCACCUGGAGAUUGCGCGAGACCGCCUCGUGGGCGACUUCAAGGCGAACGCGGAAAUGGGCCGCAUCCUCAUCUCGUACCGCGAGACCAUUGCUGCCGCGUCCCAGCCCGUACGGACGCCCCUCGACCCCACCACCACCACCGCCACAACAGACGACGGCAACACCAUAACCAUCACCAUCACAACACCCCCCAUCACCGACCCCGCCACGGGAGAAAGCACCGACACCCGCCUACCCAAAUGGCUGACCACGGCGGAACUCGAAACUGCGCUGCAAAACGGCGCAUCAGCGGCUCUCGGCCGUGGCCCCGCGCUCGGCUUCCCCGUGCGCGGUAUCGCAGCCCACGUCAGCGUCGACGUGUCGACCGACGUCCUCGGUCCCGAGAGCACCCUCGCCGCGUUCUCGUCCGCGGCACGGAUUGCCACGACUGCGGCGUUGAAGGAGGCGGCGGGCGGGGAGAGCGUGCUCAUGGAGCCGGUGAUGGACGUGGUGGUGACGUGUGAAGAGAAGGACCUUGGUAAGGUCGUUGGCGACAUCUCUGGUGCGCGCGGGGGUCAUGUGUUGGAGCUUGGGGGACUGGAUGCUGAGGCCGAUGCUGAGGCUGCAGGCGGUGAGGUGGAGAGAGAGGUGGACUUGGUGAGGGUGUAUGCGCCUGGAGUAAAGCGGAGCGUGGAGAGUAGGGAUGAGGGCGGGAGGAAGCGGAGUGUGAGGGCGAGGGUGCCGCUGAAGGAGAUGGUGGGGUACUUGAAGCACCUGAGGGGCAUCACGGCCGGAAGAGGCACGUUUGUGAUGAGUUUGGAGGGCUGGGAGAGGAUGAAUGGGAAUAGGGUGAGGGAGGUGGUGGCGGAGGUUAGGGGUGGGUAG